AAUAUUACAAUUAAUGCAAAAAUCAGAUGCCAAAGAAGCACGGCCAAGUUGCAUCGUACCAGUUCGAUCAUCGAAUGUAAACGGGCGUGGCGCCCCGGGAUUAUCCAGCUCCUGGAUUUCAUGCGAAGGACGUGCGAUGUAUUUUUGUGGGGCUCGAGCUCACUUUCCACGGCGGUCGCACGAACGGGCUCGGCCAUCUUCCCCACGCCGUCCGAAGGGGAGGAGGAGUGGUCGCAAAACAGAUCACAACGUGCACUUUUACUCGUUGCUUCCUCUGGACCGGUAAAUUCCGUUGGGCCUCAGGGACUUGAGCCGCGAGGCGGUGGGUCCGAAAAUCUGCGUUGCCUACCACUUGGAACUUUGGCUGGAUUUGGAUAGGGCCCAAAUUGCCCUUGCGGAGGUUCGUCGAGAAGUUGACUGCAUGCGAAUUGUGCUCGAUUUGAAUUCACCAAUCCUCCGGAUGACGUGCUGUGGUGCUGAGCCUUCGGAUGCUCGUGCUCGGGAAUGUGGGAAGUCCUGCUCUUCAUCGCAAUUUGAAAAGUCAUGAAGAUGUGAUUAGUGCGAAGUCUGACGCAAUUUCUGAAAUUGGAGAGAAUUGCUACAGACGGGAACCUUCCCCGCGCUCUUUUCCUGUGUUUUGGAUUGAGACAGUGAAAUGCAGCCGAAAAUCGGGCCCAGUUUUCAAUGCUAAUGAGUAGCUGUGAAAAAUUCGAAUGGCGUCUCUGAAUCCGGUGGCAUUUUAAUUCUUCGAGAACCAGUUGUUUGUCAACUUUGAAUCGGCGUUCUGAAUUUCACGGAACAGGAUUCAGAGUCCGUUUCUGGGUAUAGUGAUACAGCAUUCUGCAGACAUCAAAUGUCAACCUGCUCACCGGGCUGGUCAGGGUAGCGAUUGUGGUACAAGAUUGAUAUUGUUCGUCAAGUUUAUCAUUACUCCAACAAGGGGCGAUGGGUCCUGUACAUGAACCCCCGACGAUAAGCGAGAUCAUGUACAAGGCCAUAGCAGAGCGUGCAUUUCCUGGAGGAGCAGUGGCGUUUGGGUCCUGCACUGUCCCUUUCUACUAUCGAGCCUUUGGAACCUACACAUACGAAUCCAGCAUACAAGUCACCCCGGAGUCGUUGUGGGACCUUGCUUCUCUUACUAAGAUUAUGGUUACAACACCAUGCAUCAUGCUCCUGUAUGACCGAGGACUGAUAGAGCUGGAGGAAGUAGCUUGCAAGUACUUGCCAGAAUUUGGCACCAAUGGAAAGGAGCUCGUUACCAUCCAUCAGCUUCUGACUCAUACAGCAGGUCUUCGGGAGUUUUAUUCCUUUUUCGAUAUGGGUCUAACGACCAAGAAGCAGGUGCUAGAGUACAUACUAAAUGAUAAACUUUGGUACACUGCUGGAGAGAUGGCUCGUUACAGCGAUAUAUCCAUGAUUGUUUUGGGGCUGAUAGUAGAAAGAAUAUCAGGACUUCCUCUUGAUAAGUUUGCAUCAGAGGAAAUCUUUCAGCCUCUUGGUAUGCGGCACACUACCUUCCGACCAGUCGAGCUCACAGACUUUGAUGUCAUGGUUGUUCCUACUGAGGUGGAUCGUCUACAUCGAAAUCGUCUUCUUUGGGGUGAAGUUCAUGAUCCAACGGCUUUCCUGCUUGGAGGUGUGGCUGGCCAUGCAGGUCUUUUCUCUUCAAUCAUUGAUGUCUGUAGGUUUGCACAGAUGAUGCUUGCAGGGGGCAUGGACCUGAUCACAAAUCGGCGUCUGUUCAAAGAAAGUACCGUGCGCCUAUUCAUCACACCAAACCUGAAAACGGCUAGCAACCCUCGCCCAUUUGCUCUAGGAUGGGAUGUCUCUGUGAGGAGAGCACUCGAUGGUUAUCAAUCAGCAGGUCAAUACCUGCUACCCCGAACCUUCGGUCAUACUGGAUUCACAGGAACGUCUCUGUGGAUGGAUCCGGAUCGCGAUCUUUUCGUCGCUCUAUUGACAAAUGCAGUUCAUCCUUCAGCGAUUGUCGGCUUCGGAUCGAAGGUACGGAAAGUGAGACCUUUGAUUGCAGACGCAGCAGUUUACACAAUGGAACAACAAGCAAUUCCCAGAGGAUCACUGAGCUGGCAGCUCGAAAGCAGUGAUGGGGACGUCAUUGGUGAGAAUCUCAUUCAUCCAGCAGCAGCAACUUACUCCAGCCAACAAGCUGGCAUGCCAACAAAACAACACUAUAACCAUGAUCUGACGAGUACAGCUGCGAUAGGAAAACACAUGUCAGUGGAGACUGCACUCACCCUGCACAGGCAAGAACCAGCUAAUAAUGUGGAAUCGUCUUCUAGCCAGUUUUCUGAGAAAGUUAUUUCCACAAGGUCGCAAGAAUUUGAAGAAGCUGUGGUCUCAAAAAGAACAGGCGUCCAGGUGUUGCUACCAGUUUUCAUAUUUUCCCUGGUCGUAAGUUUCCUAUCCUGAGAAGAUGGUACAAAAGCGUUCAUAUUUGGACAUCAAGUUUUGGCCGGAGGGAUAGAGCAGUGUUUCUAACGUCGUCCCUCCAACAAGCACCAGGAGACACGGAAAAGUACAGGCACUUUUCCGUGUCUCCUGGUGAAGAGUAUGAGAAGUACAACGAGGCUAUGUAACUGUUUGGCAAGUAUGGCAACCGAAUUUAGUCACCGUUUGUCAUCUGAUGUAAUUAGCUCUUGUAUAAUAGGGAAAAGAUUUGUGAGGGAAUCUUUGUAACCAGGAAGAAUGCUUAACCAGGAGAUUGCACAAAUGGUACGAGAAUCCGUCUGGACAUCAUCGUGGUUGACAACCC
Molecule: messenger RNA, 2773 nt
Organism: Marchantia polymorpha subsp. ruderalis
Lineage: Eukaryota; Viridiplantae; Streptophyta; Marchantiopsida; Marchantiales; Marchantiaceae
Source: the annotation of a GenBank genome assembly